Molecule: messenger RNA, 878 nt
Organism: Telopea speciosissima
Lineage: Eukaryota; Viridiplantae; Streptophyta; Magnoliopsida; Proteales; Proteaceae
Product: probable CCR4-associated factor 1 homolog 11
Exons: 1
Coding region: 54-878 (274 amino acids)
Cellular component (GO): P-body; CCR4-NOT core complex; CCR4-NOT complex
Molecular function (GO): poly(A)-specific ribonuclease activity; nucleic acid binding
Source: RefSeq, a predicted model, not a curated record
CUUAUGCUUUUCUCCUGCGUCAGAAUCAUAAAUCGAAGAUUAGGCAAACGAUCAUGUCAUCGAAUCAGAAACCAAAACCUAUUGUGAUCCGACAAGUUUGGGCUGAGAAUCUCGAAUCAGAGUUCGAAUUGAUCCGAGACGUAAUAGAAGAGUAUCCAUUCAUCUCGAUGGAUACAGAGUUUCCCGGCGUCGUUUACCGUCCGGCGGAUCCUUUCUAUUACCGUCGUCGACCUUCGGAUCACUACCUUAUUCUCAAAACAAACGUGGAUGCUUUGAAUUUAAUCCAAGUCGGACUUACCUUCUCUGAUUCUGACGGAAAUUUACCGGAUCUCGGUACCGGAAACCGGUAUAUUUGGGAAUUCAACUUUCGUGACUUUGAUGUGACUCGGGAUGAGCAUGCGCCGGACUCGAUUGAGCUUUUGAGACAACAAGGUGUGGAUUUUGAGAAGAAUAGAGAGAAUGGGAUUGAUUCGUCUAAAUUUGCUGAGUUCGCGAUGUCUUCUGGACUCGUUUGUAAUGACUCGGUGAGUUGGGUAACGUUUCAUAGUGCUUAUGAUUUUGGGUAUUUGGUGAAGAUCUUGACGAAUCGGUGUUUGCCGAAUGAGAUUGGGGAGUUUCUGAAUGUGAUCAGGUUGUUCUUUGGAACUAGGGUUUACGAUGUUAAGCAUCUAAUGAGGUUCUGCAAUAGUUUGUAUGGAGGGUUGGACCGGAUCGCUAAGGCUCUUGAUGUGGACCGGGUGGUUGGGAAAUGCCAUCAAGCCGGUUCGGAUAGUUUGCUGACGUGGCAUGCUUUCCAUAAGAUGAUUGAGAGGUAUUUCGGGGCUGAUGCUCCUCAGAAGCAUGCGGGUGUUCUUUAUGGGUUAGAGAUAUAUGUAUAG